AAAGUUUCCAAGUCCAUUCCGGGAGCGGGAGCCCAUCUUGCUCGCUGCCGAGGCCCUCACUGGAGAAGGAGGGUCAGAGCUCUGGUGCAGCCAAUCGCGGGCAACGCUGCUAGUUAUCAGAGCAGAAUGGGCUGUAGUUUAGUAAAAUAGGAAAGCUGCAAAACACUGUGGAGUGCUCCGGUGUAAAUAAAAAGAGGAAAAAAAAGUUUCUCAAGUCGCCGCUGCACGACGUCGGGCAGGCACCGAGGCGGGGGUCUGCGCUCUCUCGAGCGGCCACGCGCUGGACUUUAUUGUGCCGCAACAAGCCCCGGUUCCCAUUGUUUGUUUUUUCCUCAAAAUAUGGCAAAGGUUCAGGUGAACAAUGUAGUGGUGCUGGAUAACCCUUCUCCCUUCUACAACCCGUUCCAGUUCGAGAUCACCUUCGAGUGCAUCGAGGACCUGUCUGAAGACUUGGAGUGGAAGAUUAUCUAUGUGGGCUCUGCAGAAAGUGAAGAAUAUGAUCAAGUUUUAGACUCCGUUUUAGUGGGCCCUGUUCCUGCAGGAAGACACAUGUUUGUAUUUCAGGCUGAUGCACCUAAUCCAGGACUCAUUCCAGAUGCAGAUGCAGUAGGUGUAACAGUUGUGCUAAUUACCUGUACCUAUCGAGGUCAAGAAUUUAUUAGAGUUGGCUAUUAUGUAAAUAAUGAAUAUACUGAAACAGAAUUAAGAGAAAACCCACCAGUAAAACCAGACUUUUCUAAGCUUCAAAGGAAUAUUUUGGCAUCUAAUCCCAGGGUCACAAGAUUCCACAUUAAUUGGGAAGAUAACACAGAAAAACUGGAAGAUGCAGAGAGCAGUAAUCCAAAUCUACAGUCACUUCUUUCAACAGAUGCAUUACCUUCAGCUUCAAAGGGAUGGUCCACAUCAGAAAACUCACUAAAUGUUAUGUUAGAAUCCCACAUGGACUGCAUGUGACCACCUGCCAUCCCUUUAGUAAAAAUUAAGCUAUUAAAAACACACAGAACUAUUACCCUGAAACUCCGUAAGUACAGUCAAGACACAAUGUGAAGAAUUUGUUUAAAAACAUCCUGUAGAAAGUUUAUAAAAAAAACAAGUAUUUGAACAAAUUGUGGAAUAUAAAUACAACUAUUUUUAAGUAAUUUUUUUCUCUAAUGUGUUAUUUUAUUUGUCCUGAAACUAAUCUGAUUAAAGCAUAUAUAUUAUUUUCCUCUCCUUUACAUGUAAUUAAAGCACUUACACAGAAAAAUAUUAAUCAUUGGACCAGGUUAGCCUCUUGGACAGUAAUCUUUGGAUCACUAUUUUAAUGGUCUUUGAAAGAACAAAGUUCACUUCAAUUAAAAUGUUUCUUCCUUUGAAGACAUUUAAGGGGCAAAUUUGUAUUUUUUUGUUCUUUUUUUUUUUUGGCAUAUCCUUUAAACGGGGAUCUGAAAUUAACUGUAUUCUACCAAGAACGUUAGAAUUUGAUUUUCUAGGUCACUCUAAAGCCUCUCAUGGCUACUAUUACAGUUUACAUAAUGUUGGACAACAUUUGACUUGUUUCCUAAGAUAAUAACAAAUGUGGCUAAUUCUUUUAUAAGGCACCCUGGCUAUGAUUUUUUGUUGUUGUUUUUAUAACAGAAUUUAGGAUAUCAGAGCACUUCUUGACUCAUACAUUGUUAUUACCCAGUGAAUUCAAGACCAAAUAUCUUUUCAAGAGCCAAUACAGAUCCUCUAAGAACAGGAGAUUAUAAUGGCUUAGCUUUGAUUGUUAGAUUUAUAAAAACAGCAAAUACUAUAAACUUUUAGUAUCAAAUGAUUUUUAUCAUUUGAUAUUGGCAGUCUCUAUAUAAACACAGUGGAUUUAGAAGGGUAUAUUUAGCUUUAUCAUAAUAGAUAAAUUACUAUUUUAGAAAUAUAUAUUUUCACAUCUGUACUACUCCCCAUUUUCUCUCACAUUUAUGAAGAAUGAGAUUAGGCAUAUUUAUGGUUAACAUUCUAGAUAGCUUUUCCAUUAAGUUUUUGAAAAGCAAUCUUGGACAGGGAUUCAUUAACUAGAUGAGCUAAAAGGUUCUUUUUGAGAGGUAGGUCCUUCUCAAAAAGUUUCUUAUGCUCCAUUAAAUUUGGGGUGAAUAUUUUCGCUGUUCUUGCUGCUCAGCAAGACAGCCAUAUAAAGCAGGUUAUGCAGUGCCUUCAUGUCUAAAAUUUUUAUACUGUACUUUUUAAAGCUUUUAUGUUGAGGAAAGAAAAGGUCAUUUAUCUAAAUACAGAUUCUAAAUUGUAUAUAUGUCCUAUCAUCCUACAAAAGUAAAUUUAUGAAGCAAAGUUUUGCCAAAUGUUAAAUUUUCAAAUUUAACACACCAGAUUAAAAUAUUAUCCAUUAGCACAGAUUUUAAAAGUAAAAUACUUAUGUUAAACUAUAUGAAGAAAAUCUCGUUUUUGUCUAAUUGAAAUUAAAAGAAAAUGUUAAAAUACUAAAAUGAAAAUAAAAGCAUUACUUUC
Nycticebus coucang (slow loris) is the source of this 2478-nucleotide messenger RNA. It is a transcript of the gene ASF1A, whose product is annotated as anti-silencing function 1A histone chaperone. The record is from RefSeq and is a predicted model, not a curated record. The coding region runs from base 340 to 954 and encodes 204 amino acids. Gene Ontology annotation, cellular component: nucleus. Lineage: Eukaryota; Metazoa; Chordata; Mammalia; Primates; Lorisidae. Gene Ontology annotation, biological process: DNA replication-dependent chromatin assembly. The transcript is spliced from 4 exons. Gene Ontology annotation, molecular function: histone binding.